UCAACGUGCUGAGUCUACAUACUCUCUCUCACACGGCAACUUGACAGCUGAACAGUGCGCUCGUAUGAGUGAGUUACACCUGGGUAAACUUACUGCUUCGUCUCCGUGGAGUUCACCUGUUUUACGGAGGAGACCCGGAGGAGAGAGAUGGCCUCCAAGGAGAGUUUUAACGACUUGGGAUGCAGUUCUUCCGAGGAGGACAGCAGCCGUGCGGACUUCACAGAGGAGUCGGGGGAAGAGAAGGCAUCUCCCGUGGUGCGUCGGCAUCACCCCUUCAGCGUGGAGGCGCUCAUGUCCGGGAGAAAGACGCACAGCCGGAGCGGAGAGUCCGCCUGCUUUACACCGAAGGAAAGUUCGGUGGCGUUGUCCCCGACGGGGUUAAACUCCUUGUAUGUGAGCCGGGAGACGUGCAGCCCUCCCGGGGGAAGCCAAAAGAGUUUAACUGCUGCCCCUUCGUCGCCAGUGAAGUCUGAAACAUCAGAGUCAGAGGACUGCGCACCGUGGGUUACUACCAGCGCCUUUUCCACACAACCUCGUCACCUCAGUCCUGCCUGCCAGCUGAGGAAACACAAGACCAACAGGAAGCCCCGCACACCCUUCACCACAUCCCAGCUCCUCGCUCUGGAGAGGAAAUUCAGGCAGAAGCAAUACCUGUCCAUCGCCGAGCGAGCCGAGUUCUCCUCCUCCUUAACUCUCACAGAGACUCAGGUGAAGAUCUGGUUCCAGAAUCGCCGAGCCAAAGCCAAGAGGCUCCAGGAGGCCGAGCUGGAGAAACUCAAGAUGGCCGCUGACGCCAAGACGGCCGCAGUGGCAGCCGUUGCUGCUGGAGCUUUACACCCUGGCUUUAGGUUACCACUGUCACUGGGUGCCAUGUCACUAUAUGGACAGUCAUACUCCUCUGCCUAUCACCACCACAGACCCAUCCUGCCCAUUUCCCCUUUAGGAGUGUACGCUGCUCCUCUGGGCUACAGCAUGUACCACUUAUAAAAAUGGAAAUAUCAGCAACUAAAGGAUUCCAAAAAAUGGACACGGAGGAAAUGUGCUCAAAAAUCUCUAUGUAUAAUAUACAGUUUCUACCGCACGAGAAGUGUUUGUAAUAACUUUCUGAGCACUUCAGAAUCUGUUUAAAGAUCUAUUUUCCCAACAGUGAGGAUAAGAGAAACUUCCUCUCUUGCCCCUUUUGGACUGCCUGUUUACACGACUUGUCUAUAUGAGGAGGGGUGUUACUGUCCAGCUCUUUAUAACCUCCAGUUGUUUACUUCUGCAAUAAUUGAGCAGGGCGAGGACUUGCACUGGGAACCAUAACACAGACUUUCCUAUUAAGUCUUACUACUUAUCAAAUAAAGCACCUGGGGCCUUAAAGUCAAGACACUUUGCAUGGAUGAGUGGGUCUUUCAGCAACUCAGGCAACUUCUUGUCUUUUUAAAAGAAUUUUUUCAAUAAUUUUGAAAUUCAAAUUCAGGUUAUUUGUGUCUUUUCAGCAGUAAGAUUUAUCCCUCUAACUGUAUGCUAUUGUAAUUACAGUUUUGUUGAUGUUUUCUCUUUUAGCAAUAAAAGUAUUUUCAUUACACCCUAAUUUCUUUACGAGACAUUUGCAGAGCAUAGACAUAUUUAUUCUCUUUAAAAUGCAAUGCUGGAAAUGUAUGAAUUGUGUAUUUAUGAUUAUGAGAACAUGGUACAAAAUUUCUAACCGAGUAUGUAUUUAUAUUGUUCUUCUCCCUUUGAAAGGGCCUGCAAUGUGCUAUGCAGUUUAUAUAUAUAUAUAUUUUUCAUUUUUUUCAUUCAUAUGAACCAAACUAUUAAAGGCUCACAGACUGUUUUCUUUAAA
Oreochromis niloticus (Nile tilapia) is the source of this 1828-nucleotide messenger RNA. It is a transcript of the gene msx2b, whose product is annotated as muscle segment homeobox 2b. Gene Ontology annotation, cellular component: nucleus. Lineage: Eukaryota; Metazoa; Chordata; Actinopteri; Cichliformes; Cichlidae. The coding region runs from base 148 to 987 and encodes 279 amino acids. The record is from RefSeq and is a predicted model, not a curated record. Gene Ontology annotation, molecular function: DNA-binding transcription factor activity, RNA polymerase II-specific; RNA polymerase II transcription regulatory region sequence-specific DNA binding. Gene Ontology annotation, biological process: regulation of transcription by RNA polymerase II; embryonic morphogenesis. The transcript is spliced from 2 exons.